Messenger RNA from Stylophora pistillata, 829 nucleotides. RefSeq lists its product as uncharacterized. The record is from RefSeq and is a predicted model, not a curated record. NCBI's taxonomy places the organism in Eukaryota, Metazoa, Cnidaria, Anthozoa, Scleractinia, Pocilloporidae.
CAACUUUUUUCUCGAUGUUGAACGAUAGAUUGUAUAAAGAAUGACUUCAGUGUCCAGAGGUACAUCAACUGAAAGCACAUCCUAAGCAGAAUGAAACUUCUUUAUUCCUUUUUGAUCAUUCUCACGAUGGCUGACACCUGCUGCAGCCAGAAUUGCUCGUAUGCAAAUUGGUGGAUCUCGUUUGACAAUGAGGGAUGGUCUUACUGUGACUCCGAAUAUCAAUACAUGACUGGUCUUUGGAGGAACGAAAGGGAGUCUUAUGAUGGCAUCUAUCUCAUAGAACAUGCGAAGUGUUGUUUUGCGCAAGAUCUGCCAGCAUCCUGCCAGAAAGCCAAUUGGUGGGGAAUUCUUGAUGGUAAAAACAGUUGGGCACUUUGUCCAGAUGGAUACUUCAUGAGAGGUCUUUAUAGGUCAGGAGACGAUUCUUGGCUGCAUAACAUCGAAGAGGCUCAGUGCUGUAAGCCAGAAGGGUUGCCAGAUAGAUAUUACGACUGCUAUGUUCAAAAUGUUUGGGGUUCGCUUGAUCACAAAGGACUUAGCGAGUGCGAGCGUGAGGGCUACUACAUGGUUGGAAUAUUUAAAGGGAAUUGUGACAAGCUGUACUGUCUCGAGGAAUUUAAAUGUUGCCGAAUGAUGGAUAUUGAAAGUUCGUCCGUUCAGGCUGAUGAAACAAAAAGCAAAGAGUAAAUCUCACAAACCAGAUUCGACGGGAGGUAGCGGCUAGCUGCUGAGUUAGAUGGGAACUGUAAAAGUAAACGUUUUAAACGUACGUCUAUAGUAUGGAAACAGUGUUGCAUGUAAUCAACAAUAAACGCAUUGUUACUUCAAA